CGCCUUUCUGUGUUUUAUAUAUCUUUUGGUUUUCUACCCUCUCUGGGCAAUUCUUGUUUUUCCGGCGAAUUCUCGACUCAAAAAACUUCAAAACGUCUGGGAUAAUUGUUGUGUUCGUUUAGUGUAGGGGAUUUGUGGGAUUUUGAAUUUAUGCUGAAAAAGCCUUCCUUUUUUUUUUUUUUUUUUUUCACUUGAAAGGAUCAAUUUUCCGGUAGGGAUUGUUUGUUAGUUAAUGGCGGAGGCGGAAGAACUUCGGGGGAUGGGGUGCUUCUCGUUGGCGAGCGGUGUUUCUAGAGAUCCGUUGCAUUUAUGCGUUAACGGCGGCAGCUUUCCGGGGAAUUUUGAUCGGAGAAUACAGACGAAGGAGAGAAACGGCGGCGGUAGAGAAGCGGCGGCCGACGGAGGGGAGGAGGGGGGGAUUGAGCUCAGCCUGGGGCUUUCACUGAACGGGAAAUUCGGGGUCGACCCGAAUAGAGCCCAGAAGCUGAAACGCUGUUCUUCAAUAUCGAGCUUCGCGCUCAACGGGGGGGCGCGUGCAUUCUCUCCGUACGCGCCGCCGCUGAGUAGGACGUGCUCGCUGCCGGCGGAGGCGGCGGAGACGGAGGAGUGGCGGAGGAGGAAGGAGGCGCAGUCGCAGAAGCGCAUGGAGGCGAAGAGAAAGCGGAUGGAGAAGCUGAAAAACGUGAGGGUUGUGAGGGAGAAACUGGACAAAGAAGAUCCUCCUCAUUCUGAAGAAAAUGGCAACGGUUUGAUUCCAGUUUUGAGUAAUGGAAACGCAUUGCCUUCCUCACAGGGCUCCUCAGUUUCUCAAGGCAGUGGAUCUUCUGGGAUUUCCGAUUUUGACAGUCAACCUUUACAAGUGUGUGGUAAGAAUGUUGAAGCCCGAAGCCCGUCAAGCGUCCACUCCCGGGAGCUCGAGCAGCGGCCCGCCGCCACCCUCGUCGAGCCCGCAGUGAAUAACUCCGGCAACUCCGGGAAGGAUUCAAAGGAAGUGGUGGUGAGGAAUGCUUUGUUUAACAUGCCUUGUGUGACCACGAGAGGGGACGGGCCGGAGGGGAAGAAGAUAGAGGGGUUCUUGUACAGAUAUCGGAAGGGGGAGGAAGUGAGGAUAGUAUGCGUCUGCCAUGGGAACUUUCUGUCGCCGGCGGAGUUCGUGAAGCACGCCGGCGGCGGUGACGUGGCGCACCCGUUGAAGCAUAUCAUCGUUUCCCCGUCUUGUCUGUUUUAAUGGUUACCACUCCGAAAAUGGAGGGUGCGAUUUGAGAUUAAUGUUGUUUUUCCUCUUUUAUCUGUAUGCAAACAACAGAGCUCUCGCAAGAACGCAGUUAUCAGUAGAUUUUGAUUUUUUUUUACCCUAUUCAAAGCUCUAUGCAUUUGUACAGAUUUCA
Ipomoea nil (Japanese morning glory) is the source of this 1388-nucleotide messenger RNA. Its product is annotated as ninja-family protein AFP3-like. Gene Ontology annotation, biological process: signal transduction; negative regulation of DNA-templated transcription. The transcript is spliced from 2 exons. The record is from RefSeq and is a predicted model, not a curated record. NCBI's taxonomy places the organism in Eukaryota, Viridiplantae, Streptophyta, Magnoliopsida, Solanales, Convolvulaceae. Bases 233 to 1228 code for a protein of 331 amino acids. Gene Ontology annotation, cellular component: nucleus.